GGCUGAUGGCGAUUGAAUGAAAGAACGAAAGAAGGAAAGAAGUUCAAAGGCAAGAAGGCCACAAGAAGGCCACAAGAAACCAACUCAAUAGUCCGGAGCGCAGGCCAGAACCGAGGCAGGACGGAACACGAGACUCAUUGGUGGCGCCCCAGCCCUGGCCCAGCCCACCCAUCCGACCACCCCUAGCCCCACCCCCUACUUGGUAGCCCACCCACCGGGGGCCGUGACCGAUUUCGCAGGCUUGGAGCGCGAAGGCCCAGCCAGCGUCCAAGCCUUGGGACCGGAGCAUCGGUUUCGCCAUUCAGGCCGGGAUUGAGCAUGAGGCGCGGGGCGUGUCCGGCCUGGCCCGAUCCUCAGUGGGCGUGAAGCCACUCCCGCCCACCCCCCUCCUCGGCGGCAAUAUGCCCGCCCCCAGGCCGGGCAGUUUGCGGGACCCGGACGUGGCUUUGUUGUUCGAGAGCGAGGAUCCCGACAAGUUGUUCGAUGACCUCCGGGAAAUUGGCCACGGCAGCUUCGGGGCCGUGUAUUAUGCCCGGAAUAAUAUCACGGCCGAGGUGGUGGCCAUUAAGAAGAUGUCUUAUGGCGGGAAGCAGAGCCUGGAGAAGUGGCAAGACAUCCUCAAAGAGAUCCGAUUCCUCCGCCGACUCCAGCACCCCAACUGCAUUAGCUAUCAAGGCUGCUACUUGAAGGAAAACACCGUUUGGCUGGUCAUGGAGUAUUGCCUGGGCUCGGCCUCGGAUAUCAUCGAGGUGCACAAGGCGCCCCUGUUGGAAGAGGAGAUCUCGGCUAUUUGCGCCGGCUGCUUGGCCGGCCUCUCCUACUUGCAUUGUCAAAGUCGUAUUCACCGUGAUAUUAAGGCCGGCAACAUCCUGCUCACCGAUCAAGGCUGCAUCAAGUUGGCCGAUUUCGGGUCGGCCUCCAUUGCCAGUCCGGCCAAUAGUUUUGUGGGCACGCCCUACUGGAUGGCGCCGGAGGUGAUACUCGCCAUGGACGAAGGCCAGUACGACGGCAAGGUGGACGUUUGGUCUCUGGGGAUUACGUGCAUUGAGCUGGCCGAACGAAAACCGCCCUACUUCAACAUGAAUGCCAUGAGCGCUCUCUACCACAUAGCUCAGAAUGACAGUCCGACCUUGUCGUCACCCGAAUGGAGUGACAUCUUCCGACAUUUCGUGGACUCGUGUCUACACAAAAACGCCAAUGAGCGACCCAAUUCCGAAAGACUGACCCAGCAUCAAUUCGUGUCGCGCGUGAAGGCCACUCACGUGCUUUUGGACUUGAUUGCGAGGACAAAGAAUGCCGUGCGAGAUUUGGACAACCUCAACUACCGAAAGAUGAGAAAAAUCCUUAUGAUCGACAACUGUGAUGACCAAAGCACCAUUGGAGAUGACGAUGUCAGCGUGUCUGACAUGAACGAGGAGGAUAAUGCGGGUGGAAGUAGCAAGAGUAAUUCCGUGACCUCGGAUCACAGUCUCCAAUCGACGGGCAUCAGUGCGGCAUCUUCGCAAGGCUCUUCCACCAAUAGUCUUCCAGUCAACCCCGCCAACAACCACCAUCUCCACCACCACCAUCUUCAUCAUCAUCAUUCACAACACGCCUCACACCAUCCGCAUCCCUCGCAACACCCACCCUCUUCAUCAUCUAGUAGCAUCCGUGGCACGAGCGACCUGGCUGGAUCCACGGGCACGUAUCACAAUCCGCUUCUUCAUUCCGAGGAAAAUAGUCCCAUUCCCUUGCCUUCAGGCUUCCAUCGACCGCAGCAGCAGCAAAUGCGGGAAGCCGCUGCCGCAUCAGGUGCUCAGUCAAAGUCCUCGAAAGUCUCCCAAGUCAAUCCGAGAAAAAUGCUCUCAGCCGCGGCCAGUUUGGCGGAUGAGCCCACGAUCGAUCCGAAGAACUUUGCCACCAUUCGGACGACAUCCAUCGUUCAAAGGCAACAGAAAGAGCAUCUUCAGGAAGAGAUGCACGAACAGAUGUCGGGCUACAAACGGAUGCGGCGAGAUCAUCAAGCCGCAUUGGCCCGUCUCGAGGAGAAUUGCCGCCAAGAGAUGGAGAAACACAAAGGCAUGCUCGACCGCGAGUACGAACAAUUACUCACUCAAUUCAGCAAAGAUCUCGAGAAGCUUCAGCUGAAGCACCAAGAGGAGCUCUCCAAAAAGCUCAAGACGAAUAUGGCCACGGAGAAAAAGCUCAUUAAGGAGAUUUCAGACGAGCAAACGGCCGAAAAGAAGUCCUUCGAGACCCAGAUGAGACAGGAGUACAAGCUCAAGAAAGAGCGGUGGAAGCGGGAAAUGGCCGAGGGCAACACUCCCAAACGUCAGAGAGAAGCCGUGCUCUCUCAACACAAGGACAACUACAAAGAGAUCGACGCUGCCGAGAACCAACGCCUCACCCGCAUCCAAAAGGAUCGCUUGGAUGAGCAAGUCCGCAAAUUCCGGAGGCGACGUCUCGUCAUCUAUCACAGCACCGAGCAAGAACUGCUUCGCGAGGAGCUAAACAAGCGUCAGACCCAGUUGGAAAACGCCCAUGCCAUGUUAAUGCGCCACCACGUCCAGACUCACGAACUCGAGGUGAAGCAACAAAAGACCGUGCAUAACCUGCGUGAGGAUCACGUGCGGCGCCAGCAUCAGACCGAGCACGGCAGUCAAGAGGAGUACAUGCGGCGCUCACAGCGGGAGCUCAAGAAGAAACAUGCUUUGGAGAUCAAGCAACAGCCCAAGAGCCUCAAGCAGAAGGAGGUGAUGAUCCGCAAACAAUUCCGGGACACGUGCAAGAUACAGACGCGCCAAUACAAGGCGCUCAAGACCCAAGUGCUUCUGACAACGCCCAAGGACGAGCAGAAGAUCAUCAUCCGCAAGUUGAAUCCGGAUGGACGAAUCCCAAGAGCGCGAAGCCAACGAAUUGUCCGAGCGUCUCCAACGUGAACUUGAGAUUCUGACCGCGUAUCAGAGUAAGAGUAAAAUCGCGGCCGAAAAUCAGAGAUCCCGCGAGCGAGCCGAGCUCGAGGAACGUGUCUGUGUUCGUAAGACCCUUUUGGAGCAAAAGAUGGAAGAGGAAACGCAACAAUUCCUCCAAGAACGCGGGGAACGCAUCCGAUUACUCCACGAGCGACAAGCAAGAGAGGUUGAGCAAUUUGACGACGAGUCGACCAGACUCGGAUUCAGCGCAUUAUGCAUAGCGGAUUCUUCCAAUCUGCCCGGCUACGGCGAGGAAGGAUCAAACCCUUCCUCCGCCUCCAAUACGUUAAGGGGCUACUCCUCGCCUCUGUCCCACAGUCAUAGUUCUUCCUCGUUCAAUCAAUCCGGAGGAGGGGGAAGUGGAGGCGGUGGUCCCCGGGACUAUCGUCAUUCCAUGUCCACUGGAUCCGGAAACUCCUCCAUCGGACAAGGUCAAGGUGGCGGAGGGGGAGGCGGCGGGUUCUUCAGUCAACAACGCACUCAGCUCUAAAAAGAAAUCAGGCCAAACCGACUCAGACCGACAGAGGGACGAAUGGAUCGACAUCGGACUUUACUCGUGGGUUAACGACAGUGCAACUACCCUGAUGGGGCAGGAGGGGCGGUGGAUUGGGUUUUGCACUGCCGGCACAAGUUCACAGACAUAUAGAUACAUACGUACAUACACACACUCACUCACAUACACACAACCAGUCUUGUCUGGUGAGAGCAAAUCAGUUAUGGAACAAUGGCUAACAAUUAUUGUCGUUGUUCGAAUUGCUAGAUAGAGCAAUGUGGAUGAUGCCAACCAACCCCUCGUCAUCAUCGUCAUUAUCUUCGUCUUACUUAUUACAAAUAUGAUUAUCUUGAAUUUUAUUCUUUCCCCUUCCACGUGGGUCCCGUUUUUAAUUCCCCUUGCAACUAACGCUUUGUUAACUGAAUUUUUGAGUGAAAACCAACGGCCCCGUAAAAUGAAUAACCUCCGGUUUUGUUCUCCACCCUAAAAGACAUCUCUCCACCAGCUCUAAAGCCUCCAAUGAUGAAGCCAAUUCUACCGAUGAUGAAGAACAUCUUCUGAGACGAGGACACGCAUCCCCUAUUCGCCAUCACAACUACCCCAUCAACAGCCACCAACCCACUUCCUCUAAUAAAAAUCUUUAAAAAACACAUAACUACUACUACGAUUAAGUACUAGAACUAUGAUGACAGAUAGCUCUGCCAAGAAUGAAACUAUUACUACAGUCAAGCAGAAUGCAAUUCAAUAAACCUAUUAAAACACGACUAUAAACAGUCCUGGAAA
Messenger RNA from Tigriopus californicus, 4227 nucleotides. RefSeq names its product serine/threonine-protein kinase Tao-like (gene Tao). Gene Ontology annotation, biological process: protein phosphorylation. Gene Ontology annotation, molecular function: ATP binding; protein kinase activity. The record is from RefSeq and is a predicted model, not a curated record. Lineage: Eukaryota; Metazoa; Arthropoda; Copepoda; Harpacticoida; Harpacticidae.